AUGAUCUCCUUCUCCCACUCCAUCAUCGGUAUCUGUGGCGGUAAUGUAGGCCACAGUGGAGGGGGCCACAACAAGGAAGGGCCACAGCAAGGAGGGGCCAUAGCAAGGAAGAGGCUAAGGAAGGGCCACAGCAAAGAAGAGCCACAGCAAGGAGGGGCAAGGGCUAGGAGGAUGCCACAGCAAGGAGGGGUCAUAGCAAGGAGGAGGCUGCUGAAGGGCCAUGCAGCAAAGGAAGAGCCACAGCAAGGAGGGGCCACAGCAAGGAAGGGCCACAGCAAGGAGGAGGCCACAGCAAGGAGGAGGCCACAGCAAGGAGGCCACAGCAAAGGAGGAGGCCACAGCAAGGAGGAGGCUAAGGAAGGGCCACAGCAAGGAAGAGCCACAGCAAGUGAGGGCUACAGCAAGGAAGGGCUACAGCAAGGAGGAGGCCACAGCAAGGAGGAGGCCACAGCAAGGUGGGGCCAUAGCAAGGAGGAGGCUGAUGAAGGGCCACAGCAAGGAGGGGCCAUAAGUGAGGGGCCACAGCAGCAAGCGCUGCCCACAGCAAUGAGGAGGCCACAGCAAGGAGGAGGCCACAGCAAGGAGGAGGCCACAGCAAGGAGGGGCCAUAGCAAGGAGGAGGCUAAGGAAGGGCCACAGCAAGGAAGAGCCACAGCAAGGAUGCAAGAGAUAAACAGCGGCCAAUGUUUAUGA
Homarus americanus (American lobster) is the source of this 693-nucleotide messenger RNA. RefSeq names its product variant surface antigen F-like. NCBI's taxonomy places the organism in Eukaryota, Metazoa, Arthropoda, Malacostraca, Decapoda, Nephropidae. The record is from RefSeq and is a predicted model, not a curated record. The transcript has a single exon. Bases 1 to 693 code for a protein of 230 amino acids.